AUGGCCGACAUUAAAAGACUCACUGAGACAGAGAUCAACGACCUCAUCGACAAUGCUGUCGACCAAUUCAAUGAUGGCAAGGACGCUGAGUGCGUAGCUGCUGUGCGCGCAGUACUCCAGCAUAGGGUGUCAAGAUGGCAGGAAAUUUACUGCCUCGCCCUGCUUGCUGAUUGUCUAGAGGACUGGUAUAAAGCCGAGGAGCAGCGCUACAUGGCCGAGACCAUGUACGACAAUGCACGUUUCUUGUGGCCGCUAGGAAAAGAUGCCGCUGUCGAUGAACGACUGAAGGAUCUACGAGAACAACUGGACGAGACAAGAGAGAAUUAA
Molecule: messenger RNA, 327 nt
Organism: Aureobasidium musti
Lineage: Eukaryota; Fungi; Ascomycota; Dothideomycetes; Dothideales; Saccotheciaceae
Source: the annotation of a GenBank genome assembly